This is a messenger RNA of Vicia villosa (hairy vetch), 720 nucleotides long. RefSeq lists its product as uncharacterized. The transcript is spliced from 4 exons. The coding region runs from base 1 to 720 and encodes 239 amino acids. The record is from RefSeq and is a predicted model, not a curated record. NCBI's taxonomy places the organism in Eukaryota, Viridiplantae, Streptophyta, Magnoliopsida, Fabales, Fabaceae. Gene Ontology annotation, molecular function: nucleic acid binding; zinc ion binding.
AUGGCUGGAAGAGGUGGAAGAAACGAUGAUGUAAUUGCUGAGGCCUUGGGAAUGAUUGCUGGUGUGCUAGGAAGGAAUCCCAACAGGGAGGAAAUUGGUGCUAACAGACAGCUGGGAGAAUUUCAAAGGAAUAAUCCUCUAUUAGAUGAACUUGAGGUUGCUGGUGUAACAAUUACUUGCGAUGUGUUUAGAAGAGAAUUUCUGAGAAGGUAUUUUCCUGAGGAUGUUCGGGGAAGAAAGGAGAUUGAAUUCCUAGAGCUGAAGCAGGGUAAUAUGACAGUUCCUGAGUAUGAGUCCAAGUUUGUUGAGCUGGAGAAAUAUCAGAGGAUUCACAGAUUUGCUGCCUUGGUGGAUGGUAGUAGGAUCUUUGAGGAGGAUAAUGUUAAGAUGAAGUCAUCUCACUCUCGCGAGUUGGUUGACAAAAAGGGGAAGAAACCUAUGGAUAGAGGCCUAGUGUGGGGAGACUCUAGUGCUCCUGUUAGGUGCUAUAGGUGUGGUGAAGCUGUACAUCACAUCCAUGAGUGCAAGAGUGAAGAAAACAAGUGCUAUAGGUGUGGUAAGGCGGGUUAUGUUGUUGCUGAUUGUAAGGGAAAGGCUGUGACUUGCUACAACUGUGGUGAAGAAGGCCAUAUCACUCCAAAGUGCACUAAGCCAAGGAAGAAUCAAGCUGGUGGUAAAGUCUUUGCUUUUUCUGGGUUAGAGACUACUCCGGAAGAUUGA